This is a messenger RNA of Salvelinus namaycush (lake trout), 2084 nucleotides long. RefSeq names its product glyoxylate reductase/hydroxypyruvate reductase-like. The record is from RefSeq and is a predicted model, not a curated record. The transcript is spliced from 9 exons. Gene Ontology annotation, cellular component: cytosol. Bases 149 to 1114 code for a protein of 321 amino acids. NCBI's taxonomy places the organism in Eukaryota, Metazoa, Chordata, Actinopteri, Salmoniformes, Salmonidae. Gene Ontology annotation, molecular function: glyoxylate reductase (NADPH) activity; hydroxypyruvate reductase [NAD(P)H] activity; NAD binding.
UCCUGGUUCAACAGCGUGUGCACACGUUGAAAUGUCAUCGUGAACACUAAACAAUCCGCAAAUUUAGCUACAUCUGUUAGGGUAUUCGGGUCGUUAUUUCAAGCAGUUCUUCUGACUUUUUCCGUCAAUCGGAGGACGCACACAGAUCAUGAAGGUUUUCAUAACAAGACGCAUCCCACAGGAGGGAAUGAAGAUUCUGUCACAGGCUGGAGUAUGUAAAGUGUCACUGUGGGACUCUGAUGAGCCUGUUCCGAGGGCGGAGCUUCUGAAGGGCGUGGAGGGGGCCCAUGGGCUGCUGUGCCUCCUGUCGGACAAGAUCGACACAGAGGUUCUGGACGCAGCAGGUCCAAACCUGAAGGUUAUAAGUACCUUGUCUGUCGGAUUUGACCACAUGGCCAUAGAUGAGAUCAAGAAACGAGGGGUGCGUGUGGGCUACACUCCAGACGUCCUGACUGAUGCCACAGCGGAGCUGACCGUUGCCCUGCUCCUGGCUACAGCUCGGCGGCUACCAGAGGGCGUGGUGGAGGUCAAGAAUGGAGGCUGGAGCACCUGGAAACCUCUGUGGUUGUGUGGUUAUGGUCUGUCAGGCAGCACUGUCGGUGUCAUUGGACUGGGACGCAUAGGUAUGGCCAUUGCCAGGAGGCUGAAACCGUUUGGAGUGAAGAGGCUCCUGUACUCUGGAAGAACUGCCAAAUCCUAUGCUGCUGAGGUGGAGGGAGAAUACGUGCCCUUGGACACGCUGGUGUCUGAGAGUGAUUUUGUCGUGGUGUCCUGCGCCCUCACACCAGAGACCCAGGGCCUGUGUAACAAGGACUUCUUCAGCAAGAUGAAGAACACCGCUGUCUUCAUCAACACCAGCAGGGGUGCAGUGGUGAAUCAGGAGGAUCUGUACCAGGCUCUGUCCAGUGGUCAGAUAGCUUGUGCUGGGCUGGACGUCACAACCCCAGAACCACUCCCCACCGACCACCCCCUCCUCACCCUCAAAAACUGUGUGGUCUUGCCCCACAUUGGCAGUGCUACCUACUCCACACGUGGCAUCAUGGCAGAGCUGUCCGCAAACAACCUGCUAGCAGGCCUACAGGGCACAGACAUGCCCAGCGAACUCAAAUUCUAGUGCUGCUCUACAACUACUCAAUUCUGCCUGGGUCCUCCUGUUAGAAUGAUUUUUUUAAUCAACCAAUCAGUAGUCUUUACCAGGGAAGGUAAAAGCCUUAAGUAACCAGGAAGGAAUCUGUGUUGAGAUUAUUGCAGUUCUAUUAAAGAAAAGUUUCACCCGUUUUGAAUGUUUUAUCAUUUUUGUGCGUCUCUGAGCGAUGUUCUAUCGAUUCCCGGGGAUUUUCAUGUGUUUUCAUGUGUACCUGAGCUAUUCGUCGUUCAAACAUGCAGAAAUACAGCCAGUAUGCCAUGUUUUGCAUCGCAAGAAAUACAGCCGGUAUGACGUCUUUUGCGUCAUAGAAAUACAGCCGGUAUGAUGAAUUUUGUAUAUGAUGUAAAAUUCGUCCUUUCGGCUGUAUUUAUGCCUGCUUGAAUGGCAAAUAGAUGCACAAAAACUGUAUAACAUUUAAAAUGGGUGAAUGUUUCCUUUAACAUGCUCUCCUAACAUGAAGGUAAACUUCUGCCUCUUGCUCUUACUGUUUUAUAAGAAAGAACUAACUUAUAAAAUGUUACUUGAAAGAGGAAGUGUAUAGUAUUAGUGUUUUGAGAACAUGCCUUAGUACACUAACAGUACUCCUAAGGGUCAGCCAUGACUUCCUUUUAAAGACGUAGAAAAGCACUACAAUGUCUCUGCACACAAUUCAUUAGUGGCCUUCUUGUUCUUAUGAAACACUGUCGAAUUGUACAAAAUACUUGAAUAAAAUAGUAGUUGUAAUGGUAAUGUUUUCUCUUGUUCUCAUGACAGUUUUGUGUUUGUUGAGAUAUGCAUCUCCAUUGUAUAUUUGUGCAUAAUUCUAAGAAACACCAUCUCUAAUUAAUCUAUGGUAAAACACCUCGUCUGUAAUCAUUGUUUCAAACCAGCUGAUCCCUCCCUCUAACAUGGUUUGUCAUUCUGGCUUUGUUGAAUAAAGUAGAAAUGUUGUACAGUA